Messenger RNA from Humulus lupulus (European hop), 2517 nucleotides. RefSeq lists its product as uncharacterized. The transcript is spliced from 3 exons. The record is from RefSeq and is a predicted model, not a curated record. The coding region runs from base 1 to 2517 and encodes 838 amino acids. Lineage: Eukaryota; Viridiplantae; Streptophyta; Magnoliopsida; Rosales; Cannabaceae.
AUGGCGAGAAGGAAGAAAAUUGUGCAGAAGCUUGCUAGAGUGCUUGAUCCGGAGCUCCCUUCAACCAAUGCUCAAAGUGUAGAGGAUGAACGAACGAAAUUGGAGGUAGAAGUGUCUGAGACGAUGAGUGAGAAACCAUUGCCCCUGGAACCAGAGAUUCUCGUUGAUACUGCUGAGAAAUCUCGUUCUGCUUCCUGGGCAGCUGAAGUAGAAGGGCAGUCUUUCCAAGAGUCGGCUAAAGAAAAUUGGUCUAAGUUUAAGGAAUCCCUCCCUAAUUUUGGAUAUACAAAGCUUCAUUUCCAGGACCCGAUCCAUCGAGAUGGUAAGCUAGUAGCUCAAUUGGAUGUUGAAGAGAUUAAAGUAGAGGCAUCUUUCUGGAAAUCUCCCCUGAUUUGCAUGGUUAUUGGUAGGGGUGCACAUUUAACCCGCAAAACCCGAAAACCCGCAAAACCCGUCCGACCCGAACCCGGAGAACCCGCUUUUUUCGAAAAAGCUGACAAAAUCGGGUUUAACCCGACCCGAACCCGAAAAAAUCGGGUCGGAUUCGGGGAUAUGGUGCUUGAAUCUGGAAUGAUUCAUUUUGACAAGAAGCCAGUAAUUCUCAGACCUUGGUCAUCAGAUGUCGAGUCUAUAAGGUCAGUAAAAUCUGUCCCUGUUUGGAUCCGAUUACCUGGUCUUGGGCUACAAUAUUGGGGUGUUAACUGUUUGAGUGCUCUAGUUAGCACGAUUGGCACUCCUAUCAUGGUGGAUAAGGUCACAAAAGCAAGGACUAUGAUCAAAUUUGCUAGAAUCUUAGUUGAUAUGGAAAUUGCAGAAAAUCUCCCUAUGCAUAUCCACUAUCUAAAUGAGAGAGGUCAGAUUUUGGAGCAACCUAUCAAGUAUGAGUGGUUACCCACUAAGUGUUCCAGUUGUAAGAAGUUGGGUCAUGCUACUAAUGUCUGCAAGCAUGCCCCAUCUGCUAUAAAGAAGAAUACAGAGUCUUCAAACCAGGCUAUCCCAGUUGUUAAGACAGCAAGUGAAUCUGCUACUAAUAUUCAAAAUAAUAGCUCCCAGAAUAAACAAGAACCUCUUGAGGUCACUAAGCAGGAUGAAGUUUUAACAGUUCCUAGUGGUUCUAAAUGGUUUACUCCUCGAAAGGUUGGGAUGAAGAAAUCUGUGGAUAAACCACAACUUGAUAUGCAUAGGAAUACUUUCAGCAUUUUACAGCAAGCAGUUCUUGAUGUUUGCAGGAAGAAUAAAGUUGGUCUUGGAGCUCUGAUUGAAACAAAAUUAAAAGGGGACAGAAUAAGGGAUCUUAUGAACUCAUCAUUUGUUGGCUGGAAGUUUUAUAGUAGUUCUAUGGUGGAGGGGCGUAUUUUGCUUAUUUGGAAAGCCCACUUGAUGAAGAUAGAAAUUAUUCAGGAAACUACUCAGUUGCUCCAUUGUAGAGUUACUUUAAUUGGUGUGAACUUGGCUUAUUGCCUAUCAGUUGUCUAUGGUUCUAAUCAACUGGAGACAAGGAAACUUUUAUGGUCAGACUUAGCUAAUGUCCAGAGACCGGUUACCCUUUGGAUUAUUAUGGGAGAUUUUAAUGCUGUCUUCUAUGUUGAUGAUCAGCUUGGUGGAAGGUCUAUUUCUAUUAAAGAGAUGGAGGAUGCUCGUCAAUGGUUGGCUUUGGGAGAGGCUACAGAAAUGAAGACUUUAGCCCCUAAAUUUACUUGGAAUAAUAAACAAGAUGGAGGAACUAGAAUUUUUUCCAAAUUGGAUAGAGUGUUCACCAAUGAUAGCUGGAUUGAUAGCUUCCCGUUAGUUGUAACAUAUGCUCAAUGGGAUGUGGUUUCUGACCAUUGCUACUUGUUAAUUAAACAGGGGGAUUUCUGUAGUUUGGGAGUGAAGCCAUUUCGGUUCUUCAACAUGUGGGCAGUUCAUGAUAACUUCAGGGAAGUUGUUCUUCAUAAUUGGUCUAUUCCUUUUGAGGGGCAAGGGUUGUUUCGUCUUAUUGGUAAACUCACAAGACUUAAGCAUGUUCUCAAAAAGUUCAAUUGGAGAACUAUGGGUGAUGUUUCUUGUAAUUAUGAGGAGAGCAAAUCUAAGUACCAACUGGCCCAAAAUGCUCUCUGUUAUGACCCUUUAAAUGCAGAUUUACAGUCAAAAGAAAAGGAUGCUCAGCAGAUUUACUUCAGGCAUGAAAAGAUUUAUUCUAGUUAUCUUCGUCAAAAAAGCAAGAUAACUUGGCUAAGGCUUGGAGAUGAAAAUUCAUCAUUUUUUCAUGCUAGUUUGAAAAAGAGGCAGUUAUCCAAUUGCAUAAUUUCUUAUAUUGAUGCUAAUGGUUGUUUUGUGGAUAAUUAUGCCAAGGUUGUUGAUCAUUAUGUUCACCACUUUAAGAAUCACUUGGGCAAUGCUAGCAAGGCCAUGGGUCAGAUUGAUCCUGAUUGUAUCAUGAAGUUCGCUCAGCCAUGUUCAGUAUCAAUUCAGUCAAAAGUCCUGGCUCGGAUGGUUAUGGAGCGGGAUUCUUCAAAGUUCUAUGGAAAGAUAUAG